Molecule: messenger RNA, 1142 nt
Organism: Neodiprion virginianus
Lineage: Eukaryota; Metazoa; Arthropoda; Insecta; Hymenoptera; Diprionidae
Product: aldo-keto reductase family 1 member B1-like
Exons: 5
Coding region: 98-1051 (317 amino acids)
Cellular component (GO): cytosol
Molecular function (GO): aldose reductase (NADPH) activity
Source: RefSeq, a predicted model, not a curated record
GCAACACCGGGAUCAGCCGCAGUUGAGUACUGUACUCUGAUUGAGAGUGAUACGGGCUAGUCGAUUAAGAAUUUUGCAACGUAUUAGACAAGUCAACAUGUCCAGAGUGCCGAAAUUGAAGUUGAACAAUGGGAGGGAAAUUCCCGUCUUUGGCUUGGGAACGUGGAAGUCAAAACCCGGGCAAGUUGCUCAGGCGGUGAAGGACGCGAUCGACAUCGGCUACCGACACAUCGAUUGUGCUCACGUUUACGGAAACGAGAAGGAAGUCGGUGCGGCACUGGCGGCAAAAUUUGCCGAAGGAGUGGUAAAACGGGAGGACCUCUUCAUAACCAGCAAACUUUGGAACACGUUCCACAAGCCAGUACUCGUCGAGCCAGCCCUGAAAACAACCCUCAAUGACCUUGGCCUUGAAUACCUUGACCUCUACUUGAUGCAUUGGCCUUUUGCCUACAAAGAAGACCCGACAAAUCUCUUCCCGUCUAAUGCCGAUGGCUCCGUGAAGUACAGCGAAGUCGACUACCUUGAUACCUGGAAGGCGAUGGAGAACGUUAACAAGAAAGGACUCACCAAGAGCAUCGGAGUGAGCAACUUCAACUCUGAACAACUCGAGAGAGUCGUGAAGAACGCCGAAAUCCUACCGGUGACGAAUCAGGUCGAAUGCCACCCGUAUCUGCCCCAGUUAAAAUUAUCAGAAUUAUGCAAGAGCAAGAACAUCGUAGUGACGGGUUACAGUCCUCUUGGUUCUCCGGACAGACCCUGGGCCAAACCGGAUGAUCCCCAGCUGUUGGAAGAUCCCAAGAUUAAAGAGAUCGGCCGAAAGUACAAUAAGACAUCCGCCCAAGUUCUCAUCCGCUACCAGAUCGAUCGCGGCCACGUAGUCAUUCCAAAGUCCGUUACAAAGUCUCGAAUCGAAGAGAACUUUCAGGUGUUUGAUUUCGAGUUGACACCUGAGGACAUCGAGUCCAUUACGAGCUUGGACUGCAACGGCAGAUGUGUUCCGAUGAAAAGUGCGCAAACUCACAAAUACUGGCCAUUCGGAAUUCCGUACUAAAUCUAUGCGUCAAUUCUAUUUAUAUUGUUUGUACCAUCGAGUGUGAUUUAGAAGACUGCACCCACUGUUUAUUAAAAGAACCUACCGUAAA